This is a messenger RNA of Nasonia vitripennis (jewel wasp), 1809 nucleotides long. Its product is annotated as activin receptor type-2A-like. NCBI's taxonomy places the organism in Eukaryota, Metazoa, Arthropoda, Insecta, Hymenoptera, Pteromalidae. Gene Ontology annotation, cellular component: plasma membrane; activin receptor complex. The transcript is spliced from 7 exons. Gene Ontology annotation, biological process: activin receptor signaling pathway; protein phosphorylation; cellular response to growth factor stimulus. The coding region runs from base 122 to 1663 and encodes 513 amino acids. The record is from RefSeq and is a predicted model, not a curated record. Gene Ontology annotation, molecular function: ATP binding; activin binding; activin receptor activity.
AUUAUCUCUGCAGCCAGAAUGCUUCAUUCGGUUCUGCAUCUCAGUGACGAAAGGACCUAUUGGUAUUUCACCGAGCCGUGCUGCUUCGAUUGUUCGCUUGUUACUCUAUAGAAGUAAAAAAAUGCAUAUCUACGCUACGAUACUGUUGGCCCUUCUUGGCUUCACUCUUGGUGCUGUUCAAGCUCAGGACGUUGAAAAUGCCUAUUGCGAAAGUUACAAUCUGUUGACAUGUAACGAUGAAAAUAAAGAAAAGUGUGUUACGCAGCAAAAAUGCGGACCUAAGGGGCCAGAAACUCAUAAUCAUUGCUUUACUCUGUGGGAGUUAAACUCUGUUACCGGAGAUUCAAAAGUGCACAUGAAGGGAUGCUUUUUAAAUAACAAGGAUUGUUACAAUAAAUCUCACUGCGUCCAGAAGAAUAAAGACGCCGUUAAUCAACUGUUCUUCUGCUGCUGUAAUGGAGAUAUGUGCAAUCAAAAUGUGACUUACACACAAAUGUUAAAAAAACAUAAUGAAGACAAAAUUGCCACCAAUGAUGUGGAGAAGAAAGAUUUAGCGAGAAACGAGCAACAGUUUAUCCCUGCUAUUUUGUCAGUGUGUGUACUAAUUUUUAUCGUGACAAUUACCUUCAUCUCUUGGUACUGCCGCCACCGCAAGCAGGAUUACGAAAGCGAACUGUCUCAAGCAGAGCAGGGAAUUAAGCAUUGCUCCACCACCUCCAAUUCUGAGAGUGUACAUUCAGAGACCAACAGCUAUAAAUCCGACUGUCUGCUGCCUGAGCUUUUGGAGAAGAAAGCAUUAGGCCGCUUCGGAGGCGCCGUCUGGAAGGCGCGCCGUGACGACGAGAUCAUUGCCGUUAAAAUGUUCCCCCUCGUGAACAAACAAUCAUGGCAAACUGAACUGGAAGUCUUCCAACUGCCUCACAUGAAUCACGAAAACGUGCUGAAAUUCAUCGAUUCCCUGCGAUGCGGUCAGAGCCUGGACGCCGAAUUUUGGCUGAUAACGACUUAUCAGGAAAGAGGAUCGCUUUGCGACUUUCUGGAGACGAACACCGUUAGCUGGAACGAGAUGCAUAAAAUUGCGCUCUCUAUUGUAAGCGGCUUGAACCACCUUCACAGCGAGAUAUCAUCAGACGGCGGCUACAAACCUGCAAUUGCUCACCGGGAUUUGAAAUCCACAAACGUUCUGCUAAGCGGAGACAUGCGCGCCUGCAUCGCAGACUUUGGCUUAGCGCUAAUCUUCAAGGCGGACGACGGUGUUUGCGGAAAUCAGUACGACCGCGUCGGCACCCACCGCUACAUGGCGCCGGAGGUCUUAGACGGCGCCAUCAACUUCACUAAGGAGUCUUUCCUCGCAAUCGACAUGUACGCCUGUAGCCUCGUGCUCUGGGAACUUGCUUCACGUUGCGUCGUUAAGAAGGGCGAUACAGAACGAUCCUACAGACUGCCAUUCGAAAAAGAAGUCGGUUCACGCCCAACUUUGGCAGACAUGGUAAAGUGCGUUUCAGAAAAAAAAAUUAGACCUCAUAUUCCCGAAACUUGGCGAGAACAUUGGGGCCUGGCAGCAAUGUGCGAAACCAUGGAAGAGUGCUGGGACCAGGAUCCAGAAGCUCGACUUUCAGCUUCCUGCGUAUUGGACAGAAUUUCUUCACUGAAAAAUGAAUGAUAUAUAGUUGUAUUCUAGAUGAUAAAUCAUUUGCAUUUAAAUUGCGAUUUUUCUGCAGGCUUAAAAUUAAUUUACAUUUUUUUGUCACUCGGAUUAAGAAAUAAGUAAAAUAUAGUCUGUAUAAAAUGUAUUUUCAAAAUAUGUAU